UAGAGAAGAAAAUAAAAAUAAAAAAGAAAGGUAUAGAAAGAAAGGAAAUCGAAAAAUAAAAAAAGAGGAUACGAGGAAGAAUCGGAGCACAUUCGAUGCAAUUUUCAAAGUAAAAAGGAAGACAAAAAGUGGCCCUCGUAACGGCAACAACUCUUCGCGUUAAAGCGCUGGGACGUGGCAGGAUUUAAUUAAGGAAAAUAAAAUGGAUACUUCACCUACUCUAAGUAUCGGCGGAUCAAGGGCCAGAACCGCGCUUUUGACUACGAGCGGCACCGGAAGUGGUAGUACCGAUAGAAGGGUCGUUUUUUUAACGAGUCAAACAGUGGAUGGCAAUGGACACGAAACUAAAACUUGGCCGCAUCAUUGGUCACCCCAUACACCUGGCAAGAGAUAUAAGUCACCGGAAGAAUCACCACGAUCCGAAUUGAACAAAGUUAGAAUGUCCCGUAAUCAAAGCGGAUGGUCGGAAGAGGCAGGAAGUUCUGAAGGUAUUCAACGACGAACUGGAACAAGACAGACUAUUGGUACAACUCAAUCCUUAAAAACUAAUAGUGCAAUAUUAGAAGACAGAACAUCUUCUGGUACAACCUGUAGAGGUGGAUUCAGACUAGGCAUCUACGGUUGGAGAAAAAAGUGUUUAUAUUCAUUGGUCCUGACACUUAUGAUCAUCGUCAUCCUAAACCUUGCUCUAACUGUCUGGUUACUCAAAGUUAUGGGAUUUACUUCGGAGGGUAUCGGCUCGCUAAAAGUGGUGCCCGGGGGGAUUGAGCUAAGAGGUCAGGCCGCUAUUCUAGACACCCUCGUGGCCUCAAACCUUAGGUCUCGAAAAGGUGAAAAUCUGGUACUGGAAUCCUGGAGCAAUUUUACGGCCACUGCUAGGUCGCACGAUGGUCGAUUGUUAGCGAGAUUAACCGUUGGUGAGGACCGGUUCGAUUGCAUUUCAAAGGGCUUCCGAAUAACCGAUCCAAGAGGAGGAGUAUUGUUUUCAGCCAAUAGAGAACAAGUAUUGGUUGGAGCAGACAUGUUAAAAAUAACCGGUGAUGGUGGUGCCGUUUUCCAGGGUAGCGUACAGACACCAUUAGUUAGAGGAGAAUCUGGCCGGGGUCUCAGAUUGGAAUCCGCAACGAGGUCAAUAAAAAUCAGCGCCCCACAACGAGUGGUAUUGGAAUCCUGGGCAAACGAAAUUUCAGCGUCCUGUUUGACCGACUUGAAAGUUCAGAGCGUACACGGUGCAAUAAGACUCGAUUCCAAAUCUGUCUUCCUGAAAGGUCUAAAAACAGCUGUAACUGUCCAAGGAAGAUCCUCGAGGGAGUCACAACAACAACAACAACAGCAACCACAACUACAACUGCAAUUACAACAACAGCAACUACAAGAAGAAGAAGAACAACAACAACAGGAACAAGAACAACAUCAACAACAACAGCAACAGCAGCAGCAGCAGCGGUCUUCCAGGUCCUCGAUUCAUCAAAAUCCAAGAGAAACGAGCAUUUAUCAACUGUGUGCCUGCGCUAACGGGAAGCUCUUUCUUGCCAGACCGGAGGGUAUCUGUCAAGCGGACAAAUCCGUUUGCUAAUGCGUCCUGGUGUCAUUUAAAUAAAAGAAAAUUUCAUCAAACGGAAAGGAAAAUGAAAAUGGAAACGACUGUUUGUACGGACGGCUUAAGAUAUUCGUCUUGUAACGAAUAAAACCAAAAGAAAAACACACACACACUCGGAAUAAAAAUACAAGCCGUGAUAAUAUCCAACCACAGUGUCAGGUGGAUCAGAAGACGAGAGGCCUUUUUUUGGAAAUCAUUGCAAGAGUAUCAAACGAAUUGAACUAGUCGAUGAAGCGAUUGAAUAAUUAAUAUUCCCCACAAGUUGAUAUUUGCUCAAAUUGACAUUUUCUACGUAGCGGAAAUGAGAGAGUCACUUGGGUGUCGGUGGGUGGUUAUGGGUGUCUGUCUGCGUGUGUGUUUGUGUGUGUGUGUGCGUUCAAACGCUUCCUCGAUUUGUUCCAUUUUGAUCGCACAUUGUAUAUUAUACCCUUUGUAGAGUAUAAGUCCGCGUACACCCACGGAGUAGGUCGCGUGAAGUCAUGUAUGUGUGUAUGUGUGUGUGUGUGUGUGUAAUGUGUACUCGGUGACUUGCGCGGAAACUUGAUCAACUACGACGACGACGAUUAUGAUAAAGAUGAUGACGAUUAUGAUGAUGAUCAUGAUAAUGAUGAUGACGAUUAUGAUGAUGAUAAGGAUUUCCUAGGGUUCUGCGGACAUCUAUGUGUAUGUAGCAUUGUUGCUGACGCUACCCCGCGAUGUAUAUCUUGUAUAUCAGUGAAAACGUAACGUGCGGUUACCAUUUAGACAUCAGAUGCAUCAUUAAAUAACACAAAUCUCCAGCUCCUCGUCUAUCCGCUUUCCUCCAUAUUUUUAUCUUACGUCAUUCCGUUGUUUCUUUUUGAUCUAAAUAUCUUCUUCUUUCUUAGCUCCAUGUUUGUUUCUAUAUGUCUCGUUUUUAUUAGAUAUGUUGUUCAGUAAUUAUAAUAACGAAAUGAAAUGGUCUAACAAUUUUAUUACACACUCAAGAAAAAAGUAAUUAU
Molecule: messenger RNA, 2580 nt
Organism: Polistes dominula (European paper wasp)
Lineage: Eukaryota; Metazoa; Arthropoda; Insecta; Hymenoptera; Vespidae
Gene: Scgdelta
Product: sarcoglycan delta
Biological process (GO): heart contraction
Cellular component (GO): membrane; sarcoglycan complex
Source: RefSeq, a predicted model, not a curated record